AUGGCCAACUUUGGAGUUCUCUGCUUCCUUGCACUUGUUAUCUCUCUGAUUGCACUGAAUCAAAAUGUUGUAGAAGCCACAUUUCCAGAGAAUGUCUACUUUACCUGGGGAGCUGAUCAAGCCAAAAUUUAUGGUAAUGGUGAUGAUCUUGAGCUUCUUCUAACCAAUUAUUCAGGGUCUGGAAUUCAAUCUGAUCAUGCAUAUCUCUUUGGCAGUAUUGAAAUGCUAAUCAAAUUAGUACCUGGGAAUUCUGCUGGCACUGUUACAGCCUACUAUUUGUCUUCCACUGGUGACAAGCAUGAUGAGAUAGACUUUGAGUUCUUGGGCAAUCAAUCAGGACAACCUUACACUGUCCACACAAAUGUCUUUGCUCAAGGUCUUGGAGGCAAAGAACAACAAUUUAAACUCUGGUUUGACCCAACUGCUGAUUACCACAACUACACCAUUCACUGGAACCCAAGCGAAAUUGUAUGGUUUAUUGAUGAUAUUCCAAUCCGAGCCUUUCGGAACUAUGAGAGUCAGGGCAUUGCAUACCCAAACAAGCAAGGGAUGUGGCUUUAUUCCAGCUUAUGGAAUGCUGAUAACUGGUGCACACAAGGUGGGCGUGUGAAGAUUGAUUGGAGCUGUGCACCAUUCGUAGCAGGAUUUAGAAAUUUUAGGCCAAGGGCUUGUCAAUGGUAUGGAACAGAUAGCAUAUACCAAUGUUCUGCCACUACCUCUUACAACUGGUGGACAUUCCCUGAGUAUACCCAGUUAAGCAAAAGUCAAGUUGGUCAGAUGAAUUGGGUUAGAGACAACUACAUGAUCUAUAACUACUGCACCGAUUAUCAAAGAUUCAACUGGAAUAUGCCCCCUGAAUGCAAUUUAGGGCAAUAUUAGAAGCAAGC
Messenger RNA from Telopea speciosissima, 887 nucleotides. RefSeq names its product probable xyloglucan endotransglucosylase/hydrolase protein 26. The transcript is spliced from 4 exons. Gene Ontology annotation, molecular function: hydrolase activity, hydrolyzing O-glycosyl compounds; xyloglucan:xyloglucosyl transferase activity. Gene Ontology annotation, biological process: cell wall biogenesis; xyloglucan metabolic process. The coding region runs from base 1 to 879 and encodes 292 amino acids. Gene Ontology annotation, cellular component: cell wall; apoplast. NCBI's taxonomy places the organism in Eukaryota, Viridiplantae, Streptophyta, Magnoliopsida, Proteales, Proteaceae. The record is from RefSeq and is a predicted model, not a curated record.